CAUGUCAGCCUGCGGCCAGUAGUAUUACGCUACAUGUACAAGGAAACAAAAACGCGAAAGUCACACCCUUCCUUGGUUGCUAUAUAUCUCCAACACAGCCGGCCACCAGGGAUAAGCUUAGAAAAUGUCGAGCGAGGGACGAAAGUCGUUGCUGGUGGACAACUGGCAGUCAGGCAAGACCAUCACAGAGUGCAAUCUGCGCAUGCUCAACACUGGCGAUUUUAGUGACGUCACUUUUCGUGUGGGGUCAGACAAACAGGUGGUCGGAGCUCACCGCUACAUUCUAGUCAGCCGAUGCUGCGUGUUUCAUGCCAUGUUCUGUGGCCAUCUGGCGGCAGAGAAAGGGGAGAUAACUAUCCCUGAUAUCGAGCCGAAUGUUUUCAGAGAGUUUCUGAGAUACCUGUACACAGACGUGGCUCAUAUCACCAGUAAAACUGUCAUUGGAUUAAUGUACACGUCUCGGAAAUAUUACUCGGAUGAAUUGUUCAACCUGUGUCAAACAUUCCUGGAGACAUCCCUGUCUGAGGACAAUGCCUGUGAUAUCCUGGAGCGGUGUCAUGGUAACGGGGAGCUGGACCUGGAACUGAAGGCCCUCAAGAUCCUGACAGAAGGAGGGAAGAGAGUCAUCAGAUCUCCAGGAUUUGUGGAUAUUUGCUCUCAUUGCCUGGAGAAGUUCCUAAAGUCAGAAACCCUCAAGUUGAAGGAAGGAGAUAUCUUCGAGGCAGCUCUGUCAUGGACUAAGGCAAGAUGCAAGAAGGAAGGUGUGGUUGACACUCCUGAGAACAGACGGAGACUCCUGGGAGAAAUGCGGUAUGAAAUUCGGUUUACCAGCCUGUCCCUGGAGUACCUUCUGAAUGUUGUAGGUCCUUCUGGUGUUCUAACAGACACUGAGAGAAUUCGUAUGGUUGAAAAAAAUGUCACCUCAAACACAGACAUCUCUCCGUUCAAACUAGAGCAGAGGAAGUCAGUCGAGGAGGAUACCAGGUAUAGAUACGUGCGGAGACUGGUGCACUACGAUGACUACAUCCAGACAGCGUCUGGGACUCAUGCUAUCUCCUUCUCUGUCAGUCAGGACAUAGAUCUACUUGGAUGUCAGCUCUAUGGCCCGUAUGAUGAUAAAGUGUACACUCUCAGUAUCAGGCUGUUUGACCAGAAGAACAAGGUGGUGGCCGAACCAUUACAGAAGGCGAAGCGGAAGUUUCAAGGUCGUGGGCAGGUCACGGACAUUUUCUUUCCUGCAUCCGUGCCCCUGCAGCCAGAGUCUGUCUAUACCAUCUGCUUAGACAUGAAUGGGGCUUACAGUUUCUGGGGGUCCGGGGGAAAGACGUCAGUUACUGCUGCUGAUGUGACCUUCACCUUCUCAGAUUCCAAGAAGAGCACGACGGGAACCUCAAAACAUGGAGGCCAACUCCCUGCUCUAAUUUUCAAGUAAACUGAAAAAAAUGUAUCACCAUGUUGUCGUCUAAUCAAUGAUUAGUCCCAAUUUGUACAUAACAGAUAUGUGUCGUUUCAAUUACCAGGGCGGUCGGGUAGGCUGGUAGUUAAAGCGUUCGCUCGUCACGCCGAAACCCCGGGUUCGAUUCCCGACAUGGGUACAAUGUGUGAAGCCCAUUUCUGGUGUCCUUCGCCGUGAUAUUGCUGGAAUAUUGCUAUGGACGAAUACCUCUAUUCUGUGAUCGAGGGUUCGUCCUCAUUGUGGUUAUUGGCGUGUCAGUAUGUCAUACCGUAGACAAUACAGUAAGGGCACCUAGCAUGUAACAAAAUCAAAAUGCCAUAUAUGUAGGGGUCGAUUAUUAAAAUUUCGCAGUGGGCUGUUGCCUUUGAACAGAAAGUUAUUGCUAUAAUAAGAGAAACAACAAAUGAAGUUUUACUUUGAAUGAACACCUGAUAUGGGGUUUUACUUUGAAUAAACACCUGAUGUAGGGUUUUGCUUUAAAGUAAACCUGUGAUAUGGAGUUUUACUUUAAAGAAAACUCUGACAUGGGGUUUCACUUCAAAUAAAACUCUGCAAUGGGGUUUCACUUUGAAAAAACCCCACUGAUAUGGGGGUUCACUUGGAAGAAAACUCUGACAUGGGGUUUCACUUUGAAAACCCCCCACUGAUAUGGGGGUUCACUUGGAAGAAAAACCUGAUGGGGGGUUUUACUGUGAAUAAAAACCAAUUGUGGUGGUGUCUCCUUGGACAAGAGAUUUUGUUCGGAAUGUCUCUGUCGACCCAGUAGUGAAUGGAUGCCUGGUAGGGUGGAAUAGUAUUGUAACUGUUAACCUUUUGGUGCCUCAUAAGGCACGUUGGACUGUAUACUUCCCAGGGAGCUGAGAAUGAAAUUCGAGUACACACUGGCCUAUUGAUCGGGGUAAUAAUGUGGCGCUUUUCAUUGCCCAUAUUGUCAGAAGGCUCUAUUCCAGGCAGCAAACCCCGGUACUCUCCCGAUGUCAGUCAACAGCGAUAUAUUCCGUAAGCGAGCUCCGCAUAUUUGCCAUGUUUUUCCUCAAUUUUGUCAAUCAGAUUUGUGUCAAAAGCACUGCAAAAAUAUAUACAAGCUUUUAUAUGCUUUGGAUAAAUGAUAUAUCCAAAUUUUAGAUAGAUGAUAUAUCCAAAAAUAUACAAUUUUGUAUAUAUGAUAUAUCCACAAUUGUUUUUCUUUGUGUACAUUGGUAAAGGGAUAUAACUGCUAUAUAUUCGUAUAUAAUUAUUAUGUAUGUACAAAAUGCAGUGUUUCAAGUUGA
Molecule: messenger RNA, 2727 nt
Organism: Haliotis rufescens (red abalone)
Lineage: Eukaryota; Metazoa; Mollusca; Gastropoda; Lepetellida; Haliotidae
Product: BTB/POZ domain-containing protein 6-like
Exons: 3
Coding region: 125-1432 (435 amino acids)
Biological process (GO): neurogenesis
Cellular component (GO): cytosol
Molecular function (GO): protein binding
Source: RefSeq, a predicted model, not a curated record